Molecule: messenger RNA, 1401 nt
Organism: Naegleria fowleri
Lineage: Eukaryota; Heterolobosea; Eutetramitea; Acrasida; Naegleriidae
Exons: 5
Coding region: 1-1401 (466 amino acids)
Source: RefSeq, a predicted model, not a curated record
AUGAAUGCUUGUUCUUUAUUACCGGCCUAUAAUAGACAUUCGGAACAAAGUUAUUGCAAUGAUGAUGGUUGUGGGAGCUCAUCGGAGCAAGAGGAUGAUGGAUUUCCCUCUCGUUCCCAAUUCAUCCACGAAUUAAUUCAAGCCUUUAAGAUUUUUCAACCCAAAGAUGGUUUAAAACUUGAGAAUGAUGAUGGAGAGAAUGAUGAAACUCACAAAUCACAAACUAAUUUAUCUAAUUUAUCGCCCAUUAAUAAUAACAUGAACAACCGAGCGGAUAUUGAAAUCGUUGAACCCGAGAAGGCUUUGCUUCAUGAGCUGGAACUUUUUCAUUCAAGAGACUAUUUAAAAACCAUCUUUAAAAUCGACAAGUUUUUGAGGAGAAAUGAAAAAUCAAAACCGUCAUCAUCAGAUGAAUAUGAAACCAAUGAUGAGUUGAUGAAUGAUAGUGAAAAUGAGUCUUCUGACUCCUCGAGUGAUGAUAAAGACGAUGAGGAGGAAAUUAAAGAGCUCCGAAAAAAGUUUGGCCUUGUCGAUGAUGCUCACGAUUUUCCAGGGAUGCUUAAUUACAUUUUAUGGCUUGGUGGAUCAUGCAAAACAAUGGCGUCGAUAGUUAACAAAUUUUGUGCUGAAAAUGUGGGCAAACAACAUUCGCUCACUAUAUUCAACUGGGAAGGAGGUAGGCACCACGCACGAAAAGCAAGAGCUGCUGGUUUUUGUUAUGUGAAUGACAUUGUUCUACUUGCUUUACAAAUUAAGAGAAAACGCAUUAUGUGCAUUGAUGUAGACGUCCAUCAUGGAGAUGGCACACAGGAAGCAUUCUUUAAUAGUGAUCGAGUAUUGACUAUUUCAUUUCAUCAGUUUGGACCAGGUCUAUAUCCUGGAACUGGAGAGGUCAGUGAAACUGGCCAAGGCAGAGGAAAAAAUCGUAAUAUUAAUGUACCUCUGAAGGAAGGUCUCACAGACGACAUGUUUCAACCACUGUUUCAGAAAAUAGUUUCCAAAGCUUAUGAAAAGUUCAAACCUGAUGUGGUUCUCUUGAUUAAUGGAGCAGACAAUUUGAAUGGAGACCCACUCGGCUCAUGGAAUUUAUCAAUUUCUAGCUUUCAAUUUCUUUCUUCAUUUGUUAGAAAUGUGUUAAAACCUGAAAUUACAAUUAUUCUUGGUGGAGGAGGGUACAACUACAUCAACACAGCAAUUGCAUAUGCCACUGUUUCGAAUGUAUUCGUGAAUAACAAAUAUUUACCAGAAUCAAUACCAGAACAUCGCUACUUUGAAUUUUACAAGAACAAUGGUUUUUGUACGAACGUUUCGAGAGGUCAUAGACAGAACAUGAACACAGCUGAAUACAUUAAGCAAGUAGGAGAUGACAUUGGUGAUGUGUUGGACAAAUUGUCAGUUUAA